GUUUUUGUUGCUAGUGGGGACUGUUGUGUUGUGAAAAUGGCGACGCCUCGUCGCUCCUCUCAGCAGCAGCAGCAGCAGCAGCAGCCAAACUCCCUGCUGUCGUCCCCGCCCCGCAGCUCCUCUCGCCCUGCCACCCCGCUUGGCUCUCCGCCGACACCCACCGACGAUGCCACCCCGCUUACCCGAGGAGGCGCGAUGGAGAACAGGGUUGACGGUGAGGGAACCCCUGCUUCUCCCACCACCACCACCACCUCCCCAGCUCUGGCCCUCACCGUCAGCAGCAGCAGCAGCAGCACUAGCAGCAGCGCUAGCUCCCCGACAACCACCGAAGGUAGCGGGACCAGCCCCAGCUCUACGCCCGACUCCGGCAGCGGGGACGCGGGCAGCAGCAGCAGUAGCAGCGGUAGCAGCAGCGGCGGCGGCGGCGGCGGUGGUGGUGCAAACGGGGCUUUCAGGGAGCUGUUUGAAGCCUGUCGGACCGGGGAUGUUUCGAGGGUGAAGAAACAAGUGGAUGCGCUGAACGUGAACGCAAAAGACAUGGCAGGACGUAAAUCAACACCCCUGCAUUUCGCUGCAGGUUUUGGGCGGAGAGAUGUGGUGGACCACCUGCUCCAGACAGGCGCCAACGUGCACGCGCGGGACGACGGGGGUCUGAUCCCGCUUCACAACGCCUGCUCGUUCGGUCACUCCGAGGUGGUGUCCUUGCUGCUGUGUCAGGGGGCCGACCCGAACGCUCGCGACAACUGGAACUACACGCCACUCCACGAAGCUGCCAUCAAGGGCAAGAUAGACGUCUGUAUAGUGUUGCUGCAGCACGGAGCCGACCCCAACAUCCGCAACACCGACGGCAAGUCCACCCUGGACCUGGCCGAACCCUCCGCCAAGGCCGUCCUCACAGGUGAAUACAAGAAGGAUGAGCUGCUGGAGGCGGCGAGGAGUGGAAACGAGGAGAAGCUAAUGGCCUUGCUCACCCCCCUCAACGUCAACUGCCACGCCAGCGACGGCCGCAAGUCCACUCCGCUUCACCUGGCAGCAGGAUACAACAGGGUGAGGAUAGUUCAGCUGCUACUACAGCACGGAGCAGAUGUUCACGCCAAGGACAAGGGUGGUCUGGUGCCUCUACAUAAUGCCUGCUCUUAUGGACAUUAUGAAGUUACUGAGCUGCUGCUAAAGCAUGGGGCGUGCGUGAACGCCAUGGAUCUGUGGCAGUUCACACCGCUGCACGAGGCGGCGUCUAAAAACCGAGUGGAGGUCUGCUCUCUGCUGCUGAGCCACGGGGCCGACCCGACGCUGCUCAACUGCCACAGCAAGAGCUCCGUGGACAUGGCGCCCACUCCCGAGCUGAAGGAGCGACUCGCAUAUGAGUUUAAGGGCCACUCGCUGCUUCAAGCUGCUCGAGAAGCUGACAUGGCCAAGGCUAAGAAGACCCUGGCAAUGGAGAUCAUCAACUUCAAACACCCUCACACACACGAGACCGCGCUGCACUGUGCUGUAGCAUCGCCGCACCCCAAGAGGAAACAGGUGACGGAGCUGCUGUUGAGGAAAGGCGCCAGCGUACAUGAGAAGAAUAAAGAUUUCAUGACUCCUCUCCAUGUGGCAGCAGAACGGGCUCAUAAUGACAUCAUGGAGGUGCUGCAGAAACAUGGUGCCAAGGUGAACGCCGUGGACACGCUGGGUCAGACGGCGCUGCACCGCGCCGCGAUGGCGGGCCACCUCCAGACCUGCAGGCUGUUGCUAGGAUACGGGGCGGACGCCUCGCUGGUGUCCCUGCAGGGCUUCACCGCCGCUCAGAUGGGAAAUGAAGCCGUUCAGCAAAUACUCAACGAGAACGUCCCGGUGAGAAACUCCGAUGUCGACUACAGACUUCUGGAAGCGGCUAAAGCCGGAGACCUGGACACCGUCAAGUCGUUGUGUACGGCUCAGAAUGUGAAUUGCAGAGAUCUGGAGGGAAGACACUCCACUCCCCUUCACUUUGCCGCCGGCUACAACAGAGUGACGGUGGUGGAGUACCUGCUGCACCACGGGGCCGACGUGCAUGCCAAGGACAAAGGUGGCCUGGUUCCCCUCCACAAUGCCUGUUCGUACGGUCACUACGAGGUGGCCGAGCUGCUGGUCAGACACGGAGCCUCCGUCAACGUGGCCGACUUGUGGAAGUUCACGCCGCUCCACGAAGCUGCUGCCAAGGGCAAAUAUGAGAUCUGCAAGCUGCUGCUUAAGCACGGCGCAGACCCCACCAAGAAGAACCGGGACGGGAACACGCCUCUGGACCUGGUGAAGGACGGGGACACCGACAUCCAGGACCUGCUGAGAGGAGACGCCGCGCUGCUGGACGCCGCUAAAAAAGGCUGCCUGGCCCGGGUGCAGAAGCUAUGUAGCCCCGACAACAUCAACUGCCGGGAUACGCAGGGACGCAACUCAACGCCUCUGCACCUCGCAGCUGGCUACAACAACUUGGAGGUAGCAGAGUAUCUGUUGGAACAUGGAGCCGAUGUGAAUGCACAGGACAAAGGAGGGCUGAUACCGUUACACAAUGCUGCCUCAUACGGGCAUGUGGACAUAGCCGCCCUGUUGAUCAAGUACAACACGUGCGUCAACGCCACAGACAAGUGGGCGUUUACUCCCCUCCACGAGGCGGCCCAGAAAGGGCGGACUCAGCUCUGCGCUCUGCUAUUGGCCCAUGGAGCCGACCCCACCAUGAAGAACCAGGAGGUACAGACGCCACUGGACUUAGCAACGGCUGAUGACAUCAGAGCAUUGCUGAUUGACACCAUGCCGCCAGAUGCCCUGCCAAGCUGCUUAAAACCCCAGGCCACUGUGGUGAGCGCAAGUGUGGCGAGUACAGGUGCGGCAGGGGGCGUGGUCAUCUCUCCCUCUCCAUCUCCGUCCUGUCUGUCUGCAGCCAGCAGCAUCGACAACCUGGCCACGCCUCUCAGUGACAUCACUGUGGGGGGUGCCACUGGACCAGCAGACGGCGCGUCGGGGUCCGACAGGAAGGAAGGAGAGAGUACGUUCACUCUGCUGGACAUGACCAUCAACCAGUUCUUAAAAAGUCUGGGGCUGGAACACCUCCGAGAAAUCUUCCAGCGAGAACAGAUUUCGCUGGAUGUGCUGGCAGACAUGGGUCACGAGGAGCUGAAAGAGAUCGGCAUCAACGCUUACGGUCACAGGCACAAACUCAUCAAGGGCAUCGAGAGGCUGCUGGGAGGCCAGCAAGGUGCAAACCCAUACCUGACGUUCCACUGCUCCAGCCAGGGCACCGUGCUAAUUGACCUGGCACCGGACGACAAGGAGUUCCAGUCUGUGGAGGAGGAACUACAGAGCACGAUCAGAGAACACCGCGAUGGAGGCAACGCGGGGGGAGUCUUCAGCCGGUACAACAUCAUUAAGAUUCAGAAGGUGGUGAAUAAGAAGCUGCGGGAGAGAUACGCACACAGACAGAAGGAAAUAGCAGACGAGAAUCACAACCACCACAACGAGCGAAUGCUCUUUCACGGUUCUCCCUUCAUCAAUGCCAUCAUCCAUAAGGGCUUCGACGAGCGACACGCUUACAUCGGCGGCAUGUUCGGUGCUGGCAUCUAUUUUGCUGAGAACUCUUCCAAAAGCAACCAGUACGUGUACGGGAUUGGUGGAGGCACAGGAUGUCCCACCCACAAAGACCGCUCCUGCUAUGUGUGCCACAGGCCGAUGCUGUUCUGCAGAGUGACGCUGGGUAAGUCCUUUCUUCAGUUCAGUGCGAUGAAAAUGGCUCACGCCCCCCCCGGACACCACUCGGUUAUAGGACGGCCCAGCGUCAACGGGCUGGCGUAUGCAGAGUACGUCAUCUACAGAGGGGAGCAGGCCUACCCAGAAUACUUGAUCACGUACCAGAUUGUGAAGCCAGAGACUGUGGCUACGCCUGCUGCCACCUCCGAGCAGAAGUCCUAAAACGCAAUCACAGUGGGAUCCGAAGAGGGCCAGACUGAAAUGGACUAGAACCGCUCUCUGAGAGGAGACUAGAAGUGAACUAGAGGGAGUUUCAAACCUCAGAACCCCCGAAUUAAAGUCCCCAGAGCUUGAACGCGAGGUGGGCGAGGUGAAGCGUCGGCCACGCGGUGGUCAGACGACCCUCUGAAACAGACCUGGAUGUGUCUUAACAGGAGAAGAAGAGGAGGAGAAGUUUCGGGGUGUUCAAAAGCAGCAGAUGGCAAAAUCUAUCAGAUUCGUUCAUUAAUUGGGUCUAAUUUAACUGGUGAAAAUGCAAGUUUUUUUGAUCAACAUCUCUGGAAGUGUACCAGUAAGCGGAUUUUUUAAAUGUGCAGGCCUCUUGGCUUGAUCCUAAAAUAAGAUUAGUAAAAGCAAUUAGAACAGGACACGGUCCAAAGCAAAACAAAUGUCCCCGACAUUGCACCUUUGCGCACUGCUCAUGUAAUCUACGCCCUGUUUUUUUUAAUGUGUCGUUUUGAUAUCGUGUCCUCUUUCGGCUUUGUGCAUCAUCCACAGCAGCAAAACAACACCCCGUGGCCACUUCCACAAACAGCGAUUGUCGUGCUGAGAGAACAGAAAUCCGGCACAUUUUAUGUUGCAGCAUGUCACAUUCUCACCAAUGAGGCUCGUGUAAACAAGUCGCGGCUCUCCGUGCUCGCUCUCUCUCUCUCACAUCUUUUCUGCUGUGAACAAAGAAGAAAUUAUGGAACGAGUGUGAGCGGAGAGAAGCAAAAAGAGAUUACGGCGGA
Molecule: messenger RNA, 4712 nt
Organism: Anarrhichthys ocellatus (wolf-eel)
Lineage: Eukaryota; Metazoa; Chordata; Actinopteri; Perciformes; Anarhichadidae
Product: poly [ADP-ribose] polymerase tankyrase-1-like
Exons: 29
Coding region: 37-3924 (1295 amino acids)
Biological process (GO): protein localization to T-tubule; protein localization to ciliary inversin compartment; regulation of cardiac muscle contraction
Cellular component (GO): cilium; T-tubule
Molecular function (GO): protein binding; NAD+ poly-ADP-ribosyltransferase activity
Source: RefSeq, a predicted model, not a curated record